This is a messenger RNA of Loxodonta africana (African savanna elephant), 1538 nucleotides long. Its product is annotated as olfactory receptor 52B6. The record is from RefSeq and is a predicted model, not a curated record. Gene Ontology annotation, molecular function: G protein-coupled receptor activity; olfactory receptor activity. Gene Ontology annotation, biological process: G protein-coupled receptor signaling pathway. Gene Ontology annotation, cellular component: plasma membrane. Bases 143 to 1153 code for a protein of 336 amino acids. Lineage: Eukaryota; Metazoa; Chordata; Mammalia; Proboscidea; Elephantidae. The transcript has a single exon.
GCGCCUCUGUGCCGAGCCCAUGGCAGUUGCAGAACCUGUGAGUGUGUGCAGCCCCUGUGAUACUGUGGGGACCUUGUGGUUGUUUGCAAGCCCUUAUGAGCAUUCUGCCAGUGUGUUCAAACUCUGAAGCUAUUUUUCCCUUAUGACACAGGUGAUGCCUCCGCAGAAAAUCACGGCCCUUUCGUUUGCCAGCAGCUUAGCUGCUUUGAACAACUCUGACACGCGCAUGGCAGGCUGCUUCCUCACUGGCAUCCCUGGGCUGGAGCACCUGCACGUUUGGCUCUCCAUCCCCUUCUGUGCCAUGUACGUAGCUGCCCUCGCAGGCAAUGGCACCCUAAUUUGUGUCAUCCUCUCCCAGCCAAGCCUGCAUGAACCCAUGUACAUAUUCCUGUCCAUGCUGGCUGGCGCUGAUGUCCUGCUCUCCACCUCCACCAUGCCCAAGGCUCUGGCCAACUUCUGGCUCGGCUCUAGCCAUAUUUCGUUUGACGGCUGCCUCACUCAGAUGUUCUUUAUCCACUUCCUCUUUGUAGCAGACUCUGCUGUCCUGCUGGCCAUGGCCUUUGACCGCUAUGUGGCCAUCUGCUGUCCUCUGCGAUAUGCCACAAUCCUUACGAGCACAGCCAUUGGGAAGAUUGUUGCUGCCACCCUGACCCGCAGCUUCAUCAUCAUGUUCCCAUCCAUCUUUCUCCUCAAGCACCUUCACUACUGCCGAAUCAACAUCAUUGCACAUACCUUUUGUGAGCACAUGGGCAUCGCCCAUCUGUCUUGUUCUGGUAUCUCCAUCAAUGUCUGGUAUGGAUUGGCAGCUGCUCUUCUCUCUACAGGACUGGACAUCAUCCUUAUCUCAGUCUCCUACAUCCACAUUCUCCAAGCUGUCUUCUGCCUCCCUUCUCGAGAUGCCCGGUCCAAGGCCCUGAGCACUUGUGGCUCCCAUGUCUGUGUCAUCCUGCUCUUCUACAUCCCUGCCCUCUUUUCUGUCUUUGCCUACAGGUUUGGUGGGAGACACAUUCCACGUUAUGUCCAUAUUCUCCUGGCCAACCUCUAUGUGAUCAUCCCACCCACACUCAAUCCCAUUAUUUAUGGAGUGAGGACCAAGCAGAUUUUGGAAGGGGCUAAACAGAUGUUCUCAAAUUUUACCAAGGAAUCUAGAUAAACACUCCCAACUUAAUCCCUUUCUAUACUUAACAAUGGUUCUGUAGUCACCCCCUCCUCAUGUGUACAUCUUCCAGUUCUUCUGAUGUUAUUCUCAUCCAUGUCACAAAUUAUUUAAAUACAUCCUCUACUUAAACCCCCUCUUGGGGAGAAAACAAAACAAAACAAUAGCUUCUGAUUUUUUCCCUUAUGACAAUACCACCCCACUCUCUUUCACAUAUUAGUCUAAUGGCUUCUGAUUUCCUUACCACCUCAAGAAAAACUAAUUAGGGAAAAUGUGAUAACUUACCCCAACCCUGCCAUCUAAAUAGGGCUUUCUCUCAGGAUCCAGUGUUUCUCAAACUUUGCUGCCCAUUAGGCUCACCAGGGGAGCUUAAAAAAAUCUC